AUUCCAAAGCCUUAGCCCUCGCUAUCUCCUUCCGCCUUCAAAUUCCCAAAAGUUUCUCUUCCCAGAUAUCCAUCUAUCAUAGCCGCCAUGCCGUGUUACUGAUGCAGCUCCGCACUAUAAUAGCCCUAAUUCCCUCUAGAGUCGUGAAGAACGGUUGCGCAAGCUCGUUAUCUGCUACUCAUGGCCAGUUGCCGACUCUCUAUUCCUUUCGCGGUUUCCUUCGGCGUUAUCGGAAUCUCCUGAAGUCGCUGAUUGUGUGUCGGUCGUCUGGAGUCUCUCAUGGCGAUUCAGAUUCGUAGGCUCAUAUCUACAAACUGCUUUCAUAGGGAAUUCCAUAAUUGCUCCAUCAUUGCUCCAGCCAUGCUCCAGUUCAAGACAGUACCAAAUUUUCCUUGUUCCUGCAUCUCAUACACACCAAAUGGUUUCAUCAAGAAAUCUGGGAUGGAAAUGCAGAUUAGAACCGCAAAUUGUUUGCAGGCAGUUUGCAGCAAUAGAUGUAGUUAUUCUUUUUGCCUCAGUAAGGACUGGAGAGAUGGCCUCUCUUGUUCUGUUCGGCAAGCUUAUUGUUUCAACUCUAUAUUGGCUGGAGGAAAUAGUUAUAAGACUAGUUUUCCUGCUCAUGGAUUUCUGAGUAAAAGUUCAUUUUCUUCAAUUGAAAAUAAGCUAAAGCCAUCUGCAAAAGCUGAUGGUGUUGGUAAAGAUGUCAUUAAUGGAGAUAGAAAAUCCAAACCUCAAAUUCUUCUUGCGAAGAAGAGGAGGAAGAAAGCUUCAUCUGUUUUAGAUGAAAAUGACACUGAGGUUAUUACCCAGCCUGUUGCAAGAUCUGAAGAAGCAGUAUCUAGUGAGAGGGAGGUUUUGAAAGAUGGUGAAAAUAAAAAAGGUUUAAGUAAGAGCCGUGCUAAAAUUAUAGGCGGCAAGGCUUCUCCGAGGGAAGUCAAGAAUUCUAAUAACAAGAAACAUGAAGAAACUUCUGAACCUUGCUCCUCUUCGACAUCCGUAGAAACCAAAAAACUGAAGAAAGCUUCACGGGUGAAGAAAACAAGAGUUGCUGGUGCGAUUACACAAAAUAAGAGUACAAAUACAUUCAAUGAAGGAGUACAAACUAUGAAUCAGCAAUUGGGGCCUUUAUAUCCUCCUUCUGGGAAAUCAGUUGUGGUUGUGGAGUCCAUGACAAAAGCGAAAGUAAUCCAGGGCUACCUUGGUGAAAAGUAUGAAGUCCUUGCUAGUUAUGGCCAUGUUAGGGACUUGGCUAGAAGGUCUGGAUCUGUACGUCCUGAUGAUAAUUUUAGCUUAGUCUGGGAAGUGCCUUCUAGCGCAUGGACUCAUCUGAAGAGCAUAAAGAUAGCACUGAGCAGUGCAGAAAAUUUAAUAUUAGCCUCUGAUCCCGACCGCGAAGGAGAAGCCAUUGCUUGGCAUAUUAUUGAGAUGUUACGGCUGCAAGACGCCUUAAAUGAGAACAUUACAGUAUCAAGGGUUGUAUUUCAUGAAAUAACUGAGUCAUCCAUAAAAUCUGCUCUACAAACUCCUCGAGAGAUAGACUCAAACUUGGUCAAUGCUUAUCUCGCUCGUCGUGCGCUCGAUUAUCUGAUUGGAUUUAGCAUAUCACCUUUGCUAUGGCGCAAAUUGCCUGGUUGCCAAUCUGCAGGACGAGUCCAAUCUGCGGCUUUGGCUCUGAUAUGUAACAGAGAAACAGAAAUCGAACAGUUUAAACCACAGGAGUAUUGGACCAUAGGAGCUAAAUUCAGUGGCAGUUGUUCAGAUAAUCUCGGUAGAUCUGCAAUUUCUUCGAAUUUAACCCACUUUAACUCUAAAAGGUUAGACCAGCUUUCAAUUAUCUCUAAGACAGAAGCAGAGGCCAUACAAAAGAAGAUUAAUACCUCGAAAUUUGAAGUGUUAGGUUUUAAAAGAAGUGAAGUACAUAGAAAUCCUCCAAUGCCUUAUAUUACAUCAACACUUCAGCAAGAUUCUGCGAACAAAUUGCAUUUUACAGCUGUGCAUACAAUGAAGCUAGCACAGCAGUUGUAUGAGGGGAUAAAGCUAUCAGAUAAGGAGGCUACUGGGUUGAUAACUUACAUGAGAACGGAUGGAAUGCAUAUAUCAAAUGAAGCCGCAGUGGACAUCAAUUCCUUCGUCGGAGAAAGGUAUGGUGGAAAAUUUGCCUCAAAGGGUAUACGGAAGUACUUCAAGAAAGUGAAGAAUGCACAAGAAGCCCAUGAAGCGAUCAGACCUACCGAUAUAAGGAGGUUACCAUCUAGUCUAGCAGGAAUACUUGAUGGCGAUUCCUUGAAGUUGUACAGUCUUAUAUGGUGUAGAACUAUGGCAUGUCAAAUGGAACCUGCCUCAAUUGAUAUGAUUCAAGUUGAUGUCGGAAACAAGGCUGGAGAUGUAAUCCUUAGAUCAGCUGGUUCAAGAACUGGUUUUCUUGGAUUUGAAGCAGUUUAUAAGGAUAAGGAUGCUGGACUCGUAAGUCAUUACAAGGAAGAUGACUCUGAUGAGGCUGCUUUUCUGGCUCUACAAGAACUUAAGGUUAAGGAUUCGUUAUCAUUGGUUAAGGUGGAUCUUAGUCAGCAUUAUACUAAACCGCCUUCACGAUACUCUGAGGGAGCCUUGGUUAAAAAGUUAGAAGAACUUGGAAUUGGGCGACCAUCAACUUAUGCAUCCAUAAUGAAAGUCCUGCAGGAUAGAAGCUAUAUGACAAUGAAAAAUCGAGUUCUUCAUCCUGAAUUUCGUGGUAGAAUGGUCUCAGAAUUCCUUUCCCAUCAUUUUUCAGAAGUUACUAAUUAUAGUUUUACCGCUGAUAUGGAGACUGAGCUUGAUAAUGUUUCUGCCGGUACAACUGAAUGGAAGGGACUUUUGAGAGAUUAUUGGACACGGUUUAUUGAAUAUUGCAACCUAGCAAGCAAUGCUCACAUUCAUCAAGUUGAGAAAAUGUUGGAGGAAAAAUUUGGCCACAUAUUAUUCGCUUCGAUUCCUAAUGAUAGCAGAUUAUGCCCAAGCUGUGAAGAAGGGACAUUGAGAUUUAAAGUUAGCAGAUUUGGGUCUGGCUAUUUUAUUGGCUGUGAUCAGCACCCCAGAUGCAAGUUUAUUGCUGGUGCCCUAUUCAAUGAUGAUGAAGAGAAUAUUGAUACUGAAAAACCAGAGUCAUUCCCUCCUAAAUUGUUAGGUCACAGUCCCAUUUCUAAUGAAAAGAUUUAUUUAAAAAAUGGUCCUUAUGGUCACUAUGUUCAACGGGGGGAGGACAGAACUGGUUGUUCGCCAAAACGGUCUUCAGUUACUGAGGGAACUGACAUUAACUCUAUUACAUUAGAGGAUGCUAUUGAUCUGCUUCAGUAUCCCAUAAAUUUGGGAAACCACCCAGAUGAUGGGCAUCCUAUUUUCCUUAAACACUCGAGGAUUGGCUUCUCAAUCAAGCAUCGGCGGACAGUGUCUCAAGUGCCCAAGAGUAUGAAGCCGAAAUCAAUAACAUUGGCCGCUGCGGUGAAGCUCCUAAAUAGCAAGAACGCUAAGCAAUGUGGUCGGCCGAAAGGUAAACCAAAAUCUGAAGAAUUGGAAGAAGCAGAAGCCUUAUUUGGAUGACUUCAAGCUGCAAUUAUCAGCCAUUUUGGGUUAUUUUGGCUCCAUAAUAGAGGGGAAAAAGCUCAUUUAUUUCAUUUUUCAGGUUAUAUACAGAUUUAUGUACACUCAAAUUUUUGCUGCAUCAUUUCUAUUUAAAAAUAAAUUAUUUGUUUAUUUAUUCAAGU
Messenger RNA from Phalaenopsis equestris, 3740 nucleotides. RefSeq names its product DNA topoisomerase 1. Bases 280 to 3576 code for a protein of 1098 amino acids. Gene Ontology annotation, molecular function: DNA binding; DNA topoisomerase type I (single strand cut, ATP-independent) activity. The record is from RefSeq and is a predicted model, not a curated record. Gene Ontology annotation, biological process: DNA topological change. The transcript has 21 exons. Lineage: Eukaryota; Viridiplantae; Streptophyta; Magnoliopsida; Asparagales; Orchidaceae.